Hibiscus syriacus is the source of this 2898-nucleotide messenger RNA. Its product is annotated as EVI5-like protein. The transcript has 19 exons. Lineage: Eukaryota; Viridiplantae; Streptophyta; Magnoliopsida; Malvales; Malvaceae. The record is from RefSeq and is a predicted model, not a curated record. The coding region runs from base 298 to 2871 and encodes 857 amino acids.
UCUUGGUUUGAGAUUUCUACUGUUUUCUGCCAUCAGAAUUUGAACAAAAGAACUAAUUCUAAACAAAGAAAUGUAACUUGUAUCGCUGUAUAAUCAAUCUUCUUUCAAGAUCUUAUGAAAUUCCCUUUGAAUGGGUUUUAAUGCAGUUUCCUUUUGGUUGAUUUUCGAGAACUGUAAAGCUUUAGUAGCAAAAGAGUAGGGGUGGGAGAGACUUUUUCUUUGUGAAAUGUGGAAUGAGUUUAAUGUAAAACAAAAGAAAGCUAUGGGAAGCUAUAUAAUUGCAGGUUUUUGUCAAGUAUGUUAUUGUCCUUAUUGAGCAGGCGCUUCUUGGAUGCUGAUUCCAGGGACGCCUAUGGAUUCACUGUGAGACCUCAAAACAUACAAACAUAUCGAGAGUACGUUAAUAUCUACAAGGAAGAGGAAGCGGAAAGAUUAGAGAAAUGGAGGAUCUUCCUCGAACUUCAUGCAAAACAUACUGAACAAUGCCCUUCCGAAGAGGAAGAUAGUAAAACCUUGCAAGGUGAAGCUCCUGUGGUGAAAUAUAGGGGCUUUCUUCAGGAAGAAAAUAAAGAGACCUUAACUGCGGAAGCUUGUGAGGCAAAUGAAUUGGCUUCUAUUGAGGCAAACGAAGAGACUGCUUCUAAGAAGCAACACGAGGUGACAUUGCAGACUGAAGGUACACAAUUUAAUAAAGAUGCUGCUUUGGAGGAGGAAUGUAAGGUGAUGCUGCAAGGUGAAGCAAUUAAAGUGAAAGAGGAGGUUGAUUCUCCAGAAAAAAGUAAGGAUACUUCAGAGACUGAAGCCAUCAAGAUAGAAGAAGAUGGUGCUUCAGAGAGGAGCAAGGAAGGAGAUGUUCCAAGUGUGAAGCAUGAUUCUGCUAGUUCAAUAGAAAGUUUUGUUUAUUCAAUGGAGAAUGCAAGAGAAAAGGAGGUGCAGCUUAUAGAAGAAACGAAGACACGUAAGGUCCACAGAUGGGCUAAGACCAGACCAGCCCUUUGUGCCAUUGAGAAUUUGAUGAGUUCAAAGGUUAAGAGAAAGAAUAUGAAUGGAACAAGAUGCCAUCUUCCAUCAAGAAAAGAGGGAAGACUUUCAGAAGGAGAAUCUCAGGAUAAGUUUGAGGGAAAGGUAUGUGUUCAUGAGAUCUCAGCUAGAGAAGGAAGUAUUACAGACAAUGGGGAUUAUGACGAAUCCUUUUUCCCUUGGAAAGAGGAGCUGCAGAGCCUUGUUCAUGGAGGAGUGCCAAAGGAUCUAAGAGGGGAGGUAUGGCAAGCUUUUGUAGGCGUUAAGGCUCGGCGAGUGGAGAGAUAUUACGACGAAUUGCUAGCUAAAGAAAACCAUGAUGCUGAUCAACUUAGUAACUCAUCCGGUGUGUUUGCAAAAUGGAGAAAUCAGAUUGAGAAGGAUAUACCGCGGACUUUUCCUGGUCAUCCAGCUCUGAAUGAUCAUGGAAGGGAUUCCUUGAGGCGUUUACUUUUAGCAUAUGCUCGGCAUAAUCCAUCUGUUGGAUAUUGUCAGGCAAUGAAUUUCUUUGCUGGAUUAUUGCUUCUUCUUAUGCCCGAGGAAAAUGCCUUUUGGACCUUGGUGGGCAUUAUUGAUGACUACUUUGAUGGGUACUAUACAGAGGAAAUGAUAGAAUCCCAGGUUGAUCAACUUGUAUUUGAAGAGUUGAUGCGUGAAAGAUUUCCUAGAUUGGUCAAUCAUCUGGAUUACUUGGGAGUGCAGGUGGAAUGGAUUUCUACACCAUGGUUUCUUUCAAUUUUCGUAAAUAUACUUCCUUGGGAAAGCGUUCUUCGAAUUUGGGAUGUGAUUCUAUUUGAAGGAAGUCGUGUUAUGCUAUUUCGAACGGCCCUUGCUUUAAUGGAGCUACAUGCUCCUGCCAUAGUUACAACUAAGGAUGCUGCGGAUGCUAUCACUUUGCUGCAAUCCCUUGCAGGCUCAACGUUUGACAGCAGCCAACUUGUUUUGACAGCCUGCAUGGGGUUCUUAGCUGUGACUGAUGAUAAAUUAAAUAAAUUGAGAGAAAAGCAUAGACAAACCGUGCUAAUGAUUGUCGGAGAAAGAGCUAAAGGAUCUCAAGUUUCAGAAGAUUCAAAACGAAUUGCUUCUAAGCUGUAUAGUUUUAAGCAAAAUCGUGGACAGGAUGAAACAGAUCCUGCUGACGAUGACAGAAACAUGUUUAAGUUGGAGCCCCGUUUCUCUGGUCUGGAUGAAUUGCUCUGUAGCCUAAAUUCAGAUUUAGAAGUUGGGACCUUUCCAUCUCUUCAGGAUCAGGUUGAUAGGAUGAAGAUUGAGUUGUGUACGUUGCUUGAGGAAAAAAGAGCUGCUGUACUCCGAGCUGAGGAGCUUGAGAUAGCACUUACGGAGCUGGCCAAAGAAGAUAAUCGACAAGAAUUGAAUGCAAAGUUAUAUAUUGAACAGUUAGUGCAAGAGGUGGCUGAUCUACACCAAGCUCUUGCUGUUAAGAAAGAGCAGGAAGCUGCAGUGGUUAAGGUUUUGGUGCACCUGGAGCAGGAACAAAAGGUACUCGAAGUUGCUCGCAGAAAUGCAGAGAAAGAGGCAGCUGCCCUGAGAGAAGCAAAUUCCGUGCUUCAGGAAAAAUACGAGAAGGCCUUGGCUUCUAAUGUUGAGUUGGAGAAGAGGGUGGUUAUGGCAGAAUCAAUGUUGGAGGCUACCUUGCAAUAUCAAUCUGGCCAUCCUAAACCACCAACUUAUUCGCAGACUCGGCCGGACAAUCCAGAACGAAUGGGGGGCCUAUUGUCAAUUGGACGCUGGCGUGAUAGAAACCAGGAAAAACUUAAUGUCGAAGAGCCCAACUCAAGCAGAACACAAGAAGAAACCAACAGAGAAGGCCAACAGAAGAGCUCUAAAUAGGGACAGUCCUGGUGCUGUAUUAUGCUU